GUUAUUGAUUUGCCUGUGCUGGCCGGAGGAGCUGUCGUGCGGACAUUGGAAAAACGGGAAAAGUCUUUUUUUCGACCAAAUCUAGCUAAAAUGAUUUAGCACUAGCUGCAGUUAAAGGUGGCUAUUGUGUGAAAACGGCAUCACAGCCAGUAGGGUGUGUGUACGGGCGUGAGCAAUACUUUCUCGAUCAGUUACGUUCAGCAGGUAUUUUUCGGUGUCACGGGCGGAUACGAACCGAAGAUAAUUGCCCUUCCUCCGACGGUCGCGACCCUAGCCAAUCGUUAUCAUCUAGUCACAGUCAAGAAAUGGAGGAAAAUCACGAGUGAAUUAGGAUUCUGUCAGAGUAAUUUAUUAUGUGACGGAUUCCUCUUGAAUCAUCAGUAGAGAGGAGAAUCGGGCAGUAGUGGACUAGUGCUAGAAUCGCCUCUCGCUUGUUCGUUCCGAGCCGAUAAGAGAUUGGAUUUCAGUCUAUUAGAUUUUGCUGGCUAUCAAAACGUGCAACUAGCGCUCCGCAAUCUUUGGAGGAGGUAGCAAAGAAGCAGAAGAAAGAAAAAUAGUGCAAGCAGCUAUCUGUGCAUUCGACACAACUCAUUCGUGAGGGAUUAGUGUCUAGGCGCUGCCACUACCCCGGAAAGGGGAGCUACAUGUUCGAUCGAAGUGAUUGGAAUGCUCAAGAAUCAGCCGAAGAGGCACGGGCCGUAGCGCAGAAAAUAAUCUCAUGAAAAAAAGAGCUGAUAGCUUAGUUUUGCGUGGUGAGAAGAAAGUGUGAAAGAAAGCAAGCACUAGCAAGAAAAAAGUUGUUUUGGCUCCGCUACAACAGAAAGAAGAAAAAAAAACUUGCCGUGGUAGAGUGCAUUUGGCAACGGAGGCCAAGUUUGAGAAACGAGAAUCAGAACGUUACCGUCUAGUGAGCACUGCCGGAAUCGCAGGAAAGGUUAGUGGAGUGGAGGAGGAUUUCCAUCGUUGCUGCGCGGAAAGAUGGCCUCCGGUGACACGGCGGCGAUCGACACGAUUGACGUGGAAUCGGCUCUGUCUACCAAAAACUCCGAGUUCACAACGAGCAGCAGCAACUACAACCGGGAUCAGCUGCUAGAACCGGAUGAAUAUGGAAAAUUCAUCAGAGAUACUCCAGGAAAACAAAUUCUGGCCGAUGGGAUGUCAGCAGAGCAGGCACUGGCCGGACGGCUCCACCGGCCAAAGUCGGACAAGGAGCGCAAGAUCGGUCACCGGCGGGUGGGCGAGGGUGGCGAGAUUACCUACAAGAAAAUUCAAACCACCCAGAUUAUGGGUUCGAUUCAGCUCGGCAUCCAGCAUACGGUGGGCAGUCUUGCGUCGAAACCCCGGCGGGACCUGCUGAUGAUGGACUUUUGGGAGCUGGAGACGAUAUCGUUCCCACCGGAGGGCUCCAGCAUGACCCCGGCGCACCACUUUAGCGAGUUCAAGUUCAAAAUCUAUGCUCCAAUAGCGUUUAGGUACUUUCGGGAUCUGUUCGGUAUCCAGCCGGAUGAUUUCAUGAUGUCAAUGUGUUCAGCUCCACUGCGAGAGCUCUCGAAUCCAGGUGCGUCCGGUUCGAUCUUCUAUCUAACCGAUGACGACGAGUUCAUCAUCAAGACUGUGAUGCAUAAGGAGGGCGAGUUUCUGCAGAAACUGUUACCAGGAUAUUAUAUGAAUCUAAAUCAAAACCCCCGCACGCUAUUGCCCAAAUUUUUUGGGCUCUACUGUUACCAGUGCAAUAGUAAAAACGUCCGGCUGGUGGCGAUGAACAACCUGCUGCCAUCGUACGUUAAGAUGCAUUUAAAGUAUGACUUGAAGGGAUCGACGUAUAAACGAAAGGCCAACAAAGUGGAACGAUCCAAAUCUUCCCCCACGUACAAGGAUCUGGACUUUAUGGAGCACCAUCCGAACGGAAUCUUCCUGGAAGCGGACACCUGCAACGCUCUGAUCAAAACCAUCCAGCGGGACUGCCGGGUGCUGGAAUCGUUCAAAAUUAUGGACUACUCACUGCUGGUCGGGGUCCACAAUCUCGAUCAGGCUCUGAAGGAGAAACAGGAAGCAGCGGCCAAAGCGAGAUCCGACGGUGAAUCGGACUACGAGGAUGCACCGGAGGCGGACCAGUACAUGGUGCAGGAGCGGGAAGAGCAACGGACGUCGGCCCUCAACAGGAGCAGGAACAGUACCUAUGGAAAAAUGCUCAUUAGGUCCAUCAACCGACAGCGGCUUGUUGCGCAUUCGACUGCAAUGGAAAGUAUUCAGGCCGAAAGUGAACCGAUUGACGAGGAGGACGAUGUACCACCGGGUGGUAUACCCGCACGCAGUGAAAAGGGAGAACGGCUCCUGCUGUUCAUCGGUAUUAUCGAUAUUUUGCAAUCCUAUAGGUUAAGGAAAAAGCUGGAACACACGUGGAAGAGUAUUAUACAUGAUGGUGAUACCGUAUCGGUACACCGGCCCUCGUUCUAUGCACAACGCUUUCAGGACUUUAUGGCGAAGACGGUCUUCAAAAAAAUUCCAUCCCUGGAUCUUCCCGAGAUCAAAGGCAAUCAUAGAAAAUUUCGCACGUUGGUCACCAGCUAUAUAGCGCUAAAACAUUCGCCGUCUAAGAGAAAAAGCCUCUCGAAAGCAGCACAGAGAGCCAAAAAUGAAGAAACUGAUAGCCAGCGUAAGUCUGUAGCAGGCAGUUCCCACCAGCAUCACCACCACCAACAACAGCAACAGCAGCAGCAGCAGUCUCAGUUCCAUCCGACGCAGACACAUUUCAACCAGCAUACGACCGGAACGCCAAAGUCAGAUCUGGAUGCCACGUCCAGUGUACAGACCACCAUUUCGUUGACUACUAGCUCCGGCAGUAACGGUACAGCUGCAAACGUGGCAGCAGCACAGGUCAGUUCCAGCGGUGGCCUUGCCAAAGGAACAUCGCGAACGGGUGCUGCUUCCGGUGCUGCUGGUGCGAACAGUUCUACAACUCCUACAAUGCCACCGUUGAAGAAGAAAACUUCCAUCGUGAAAGCGAGUGUACCGCCACCGGUGCCACCGCGAGGAUCGCCCAAAAUGAGCAAAGCUGGCAAGAAAGGCGCUGGCGGUGGUGGAACGGGCGGUCCCGGUGCGACAGGUUCCCUGCCCAGUCAAUCCGGCAGUAGCCACUGGGGACGAUCCAGCGCAGGCACAUCUCCUUCCUGUUCUUCCACCCCUCCUCCUGCUUUCGACGACAUCUCCGAGCACGGUAGCAGUAGUCAUCGGCACUCGUCCGACGACAAAACGGGCAGCAGCAGCGGUAUCGGAAGUGGCAGCGGCAGCGGGGGCGGCGUUGGCAGUCGAGGCGGAGGGUCGUCCGGUGCCGGUGGUGACGGUGGCGGAGGAACGGUAGAUCGGAGGAGCACAUCCUGUCGAAGUGAUAACUAUAAGGAAGACUCGAUUAGUAUAUCAGAAAUAAGAUUAGAAAGUCAUUUAGCAGUCGAAUCGUCAUCCAAUAGCAAUUACGGAUCUAGAGGUGCACUAGCGUGGACACCGCCGGCGUCGGUCGAAGGCUCUACCCCCACCUGGACCGAGGGGACACCCAGUUUUACGGAAUCGAGCUCUAGCGGUGAUAUAGGAACCUUCUCAGGCCAGUCAUCUCCACUGCAUGCCACCCUCUCGGACCGGGACCGUCACAAGCCAACGGUCGAGAAGGCCCUGAACUCGCUCACGUCCGAAAUGGUAAGCUUUUCCAAAUCACACUACUCCUCUUCCACGUCGUCUGUGGCGUCUGCCUCGGUCAAUAUGAAAAAGCUGCACAAGCAGGUGAUUUACGUGAAAAAUAGUAGCUGCUCCAGCAUUGAGCAAAGUGGCACCAGCGGAGGGUCCGGAAGGGUCACCGCCAGCAGCUGUGCCGGUGGUUCCGCAUCCUUGAUGUCCGUGGUCACCACCAGCACCGGUGCUCGGCUGGAGACCUCCGACGCUCCUCCGCUCGAAUCGGCUGCCUCGGUUACGACCAUCGGAACGACCGAUGCGUCCACGACAUCGUCAUCACCGGUGACGGUUUCCGUGGACAACGGACUCGGCGGGCUGACCGAUGGCAGCUCCGGUUCGCUGGCCGACCUUGAACGCAAUGUGCUGAGAAUAAAUGAGUGAGAGCUGUGCAUGUUAAGCUCGUUAGGAAAAGAAUCAAUCAGAUCAGAGAAUCAAGAGAAUCGCAUUGUGAUUUAGUGUAUGUAUUUAUGCUCUUUAUUUAUUGUACUCUUGUUUACGUAAAUUAUUUUUUUUACUAAUUUUACAAGUAUGGAAUUGUAGCCUAUAAAAUUUACUUGAAAGCAUCCUUGCUGUUUAGUUGGGAAUCUCGAACAUUCGAAAGCGUUCAAAGUUAGAUCCUAUUUGUGAAUAUUGUUAUCAACAUAAGCGUAAUUUAAUGCGAUAAAGAACAAACUAAUGAUAAUCACAUCACAUUACUGUAAAUAUAAUGCAUCUACGCUGUGUGAAAUCAAACGUCAACCAUAGUACAGAUUUUCCUGUACAGCUGGGAUUCAUUGUCGUUGUAUGUUACCCAACUUUCGAACAAAUUGUAAUCAAAAGGGAUUAGCGGACAUUUCGCGUGUCGAACAAAUGUUUCAACGGAGGGAUUUGACUUAGGAAAGUAAAUUAAAGCUCACAUCGGCUCCAGCAAUGUUAUAUAGUUGUAUUUUCUUUUCAUUUUAUGACAUAUUAGCUUAUUCAUGAUAUCAUUUAAGUACUCUUAUUUUCAAUUAUACAACUAUAAUGUAAUAAAAAUACACACUCUUGUAUUAUUGUAAGUAGGAAAGAAAGUCAGCAUCAGUUUUAUGGAUUCCAAGAUCUAAUUCAUUCCCAUGGGCUCUGACUGUCGUAGUCGGUGUGAUUGUUAGUUUUAGAGGAUAAGAUUAGUUCUUGUUAAAUGCAAAUGUAAAGUUUUAUUUAGAGGCCAAACCGUGAUUGAACUGAUGAACUCGACGUUAUUAUUUAUAGAAAUCUGAGAUUAAAAUCUUUUAAGAAUGAAAAAAUCAAAUGAACAGGGCUAAGCUCGUCUUGUUCUCAACUGAGUCGGAGUUUAUAGUACGGAUAUCCACGACUUGCUCAUUCUAGAGUUGUCUUUUGGACACCAUUAAUUGUUUCUAUCAAAAUACAGUUAAAUAAGCUAUUUAGUAUACCAAUGCUAAUGUUAUACCAUUUAAAAUAAAAUUAAACACCUCCUAUGAAAACGUGUUGCUGGAACAAUGUUUUUGACAUGGUUCUGUAGGUUUAUUGCUGUUCAUUACAUGGUUUAACUAUGGGCCUGCGGCUGCGUAGGUUUGUUUCACCCUUGUUGCAGUUUACCAAGUUCCGUGCCGUUUCCUUUCUGCUAGUUUGGCUCAUCUCGGCCUUUACACUUUUAUAGGCUAACAACAAGCCCACACAAACGACCGACGAUACCGCCAGCACGGAACUAGAGCUGGUCGAGCGCACCGUAGGAUGUGUUUCGGUUCCCACCGAGGGUUUUUGGUCUGCGUUGCGAAAGUUUUUCUAACUCGAAAUCAUUGAAGAUUGUUUCAGUAAAAGUUUUGCCAGUCAGGCCGGAAGCGAUUCCAGCGAUGAAGGCGCGGAACCGAAGCAAGAGGAGUGAGUGUGAGUAAACGUUGUUGAUUUUUUUCUCCAGGAGAUUGAAUGUUUAGUUGAUAAGAGUUUAGUUAUCGAGCAGGCUAGUUUUUCUAUAAUCGCAGACAAUCAGUUUAAUGUUUUUGUUCUGGCCACCAACAACGUGAAGAGUACCAAAAAACAAACACCAAACAAAAAUGUUAAACAUCAUAAAAGGACUCACGGAGCGAGUGGAGGAAAAUUGUGUCGAAGAAGCCGAACUGUUUUGUUUUGUUUGAUUUCCACCGAGAAAACGAUUUCGAUUGGUUUAGGUGUUGAGUAUUGAUGCGAAAAUAUACCACAUAGUUGGCUGUGGAACAUUGCAUGAUGACGACAUCAAAGAAAAUAUGGUAGUUCAGCGAGCUUAAUUACAAGGUAUUGAAAUUUUAUAGCUAUUCGAACCUAGUUUAUCGUACAAUGAUAAAAUCAAAAUUCACGUCCAUGUAAAAAUUCACGGUGAAUUGUUGAACAAGUAAGGUUAAACAGUUCCAUGCAAUGUUCUAUGGAAUCAGUCGUAAGAGUUGACGGCCGACUGAGAGUUAAUAGUUGAGAUUGUCAUAGUUAGGUUCAAUGUCACUUUCAUGAAUUUUGAGUUGAACGAAUAAGAAAAUAAAUCGAUUUAAUUGACUAAUUAAUUAAACCAGUGUUGUCAAAAUGUCAUGUUCUAGCAUUAUCGAUCAAUAGUUUUUUUUUCUUUUGAUUGAAUCGCACGCUGUUUUUAAAUUGAAACACAGAUGAUCAGUCCUCAAGUUGUAUUUUUCAAAUAGUUGAAAGAUUUUUUGCAGUGUAAAUAUCUGCUUCCGUCAUUAACCGUAAAAUGAUUUUUUUCAAUUAUGUGAAAAUCAUCAUACUGCUUCAUUGUAUUACUACGAUCACUUUGAGAUGUUUGUUCGCAGUAUUAUUGUUUAUCAUUUAUCUGUCAAUGUAAUUCCAAUAGAACACGAGAUCUGUCAAAAUAACUCAAAUCGAGGUAAACCUCUUGGAGUCCGUCUCGAAUAAGGCACAUUGACAGUUCUUGCGUUAAUAUAAAGGAUAGAUUAACUGUAUCGGCAAAGAAUGCCCUGAAUUAUUCAAUCAAAUUAAUGUGUUUUACUGCUAGAUGCUUGUGCAUAUCUAGGCGUGAGAAUCUGGACACGGAAUUGCUUAGCUUGACGGAGCUUAAGGUUCUCAAAACUGGAACCUCCGUGUAAAGUAUUACUAGGAUGGUCUCCACUAACUGAUAGACGAUAAACCUGCAACAUUGGUAUACAAAAUAGAGGUGUGCGCCACGCCGCCGCCGCCGCGCCUCGCCUACGAUUGCAUGUAAAAAUAGUAAGCACAUCGGCGCGACGCCGGCGCGCCGCCGAUUUUUACCUGAAAUCGGCGGCGCGGCGCACACCUCUAAUACAAAAGGAUGGGUUGACCGAGUAUUGCACGCAUGAGUUUCCCACUCAACGAAUGUCUUGAGGUCUUGCACAAAAUUACGGCAAACGUGACGUGGAAAACGUUCGAAAUCGUUUUGGCAAAGAAAUCGAUUGGAACGAAAAAUUUAAUGCGGAAGCAGAUUAACCGACUAAAAAAGCAAUAAUGACAACUACGCUGCGUCCAGUAGCUCAAACUGUCAAGCCAACACUAUUCAACAUAGUGAGGUAACUAGUUCCAAUGAUGGUGAGUUCACACUCGUAAGCGCCAGAAGCCAAUAAGAAUAUCUGAUUGCGAGCAUUAGAGAUGACGACAUGGACUAGCACGAUGAUGAAAGAAAAAUGAAGAAUUCUUGAGAGGCGGCGAAAAAACUGAAAUUGUCAGUGAAUAUCAAAUCGCUAAUAGCAGUCUCUGCGCGCAAUGGCCAGUUGCGCGCAUGAGAUCUAAUGGACAUUCACUGGCAUUCGUUUGUUGUUUUUAUUUUUUACUCUGUGUAAAUAUAUAAAAGACUCAUGGUUUCGUUAAGCUGUGUUAAAAAACGAAUUAAUAUAAAACAGUCACACGGCCCUAUUCUGCGCGUCGUGUGACGUGAGACGACUAAUAUCACCUCACUUUACGUGACUUUUCUCACCCAAUUCUGAAAAGUCGCUCCGGGUGACGUGAGACGGCCAUUAAACCGCUGUGUAGAGUCUCACCUCACCCGAGUCGACUCUAAGAAUUGAGUGAAAAAGUCACGUAAAGUGAGGUGAGUUUAGUCACCUCACGUCACACGCCGCGCCGAGUAAGGCCCGACAAUAUUGACGGAGCAUACUGUGUAACCCUUAAGCCUUUCAAUAGAAGUCACCUUUUAGCAGGAAUCACCUUGAAAAGGGAAAUUUUGUCGAACAAAACUAAAAUAAUGCUUUUUGGGCCGUAUUAUGCUGUCAGACGUAGAUAAAGAGUCACGAGGAACACUGAAAAUAGCGGCUUAAGGUAUGCAAUUGAACAUGCCGCAGGAUUCCUAUUCCAACAAUUUUUGUCUCCAAUCAGGAAUCAGAAUGAGUGUAAAGUGUCUUUAUUAAUAUAUAAAAAAUGGAAUCAGAAUAUAUUGGUUCAAAUGGCACGUUCCCCGUGUCUAGUCGGGGGUUUGUACCUUUCCGUGUCUUCCCAUUAUUUCCCUGAUCGGAAGGAAGGGGAAAGUGGAGGAGAGAAAGUAGGUGGGAAAAAUGACAACACGAGAACAAACAGCUGGUGAGUCGAGCUCAUAAGUAGUUAACAUCACCUGUGCGAAAGCCUAAAGCUCUUUACCUCAUUGAAUAGGGAACUUUAGUAUGUCUGAGUUUCAGUCGUCUAAGCACGGUGUCGUCUAUGGAAGAAUAGCCGAAAACUCGAAAUUGCCAUUGCACUACUGCUGGACAGUUGCAUAUUAGAAGAUAUGAGAUUUCGCAGACGGAUUUGCAAAGAUCACAUGAAAAUGACUCAGCGCACCAAAUAGUUGCCAUGUGAUAAUUGAGUUUUCAGUGGCCGGUCAAAACCCUGGUCAGCAUGUUGCAGUGGAGUCUCGAAAAAUGUAAGUAAUUUUUCGAAAUCACGUGGCACGGUUGCUCUAGAAACGCCUUUGUUUGGCGACAAGUUUGUACAUUUCUCCAAUAAUUGCGGUGCUCGAACCGGAUUUUUUCUUUUAUCCAACAUGUCGAUUGGCAGCCAAGGAGGAAAAAUAAUGAACGAACAACACGAGCUCGAAGAAAAUCAGGAUAUCAUUGUCAAGAGAAAUUUUACCGUAAUUGAUUUCUGCGCAAGCGUGGUUGAGAACCAAAUGGCUCACAAAAACGAGCAUUGGUAUCGUGAGAAAUUCCGCCGCUGGGAAGCUCUCUCAGUACAAGCUAGUAGAUAAUUAGGAACGAGUAUCGCCAAGAAGGAUGAAAAACUCUGCGUAGUUGGUUGUAAACAGAUGUAAGUUGUUCUGUUCAGCAUUUCUGGAUCGGUUCACGUCUCGGCAGCUAAUGGUAUUUGCAGCUAAUUUUAGCAGGUCAGUUAUACCAUAAAAGUUGGACAACAAGCAAGAAACAGCAUCAAUGGAAAAUUCACGACCGAAGGAUGAGGAUUGGGAUGAACAAAAGGUUUACGUUUAGUCUGUAGGCUUACUAUAAACCACCACAGUAAGAAUACAACACUACUAUAAGCUAGCAGGCGUUGGUGUCUGAUCAAGAUUUCUUCUCGAAAACAGAUAUUGUCCCAGUUUGUUUAACCAAGUCGACACAAGACUCUGCCCUCCGGAACUCGAAAAUUACCUUCAAUGUUUCAGGAUUUCUAUACUUUCCUUAUACAAGGAACGAAAACAUUCAAAACCCCUUCCUUGAGAAUUUUCUGCGCACCGACUUGGUCCUAACGAAUUCAUAUCCACUAAUACCGAAAUUUCCGGGCCCCCAUACAAGAGAGAUAGUGUUGAUAAUGCUUAGUUUUUCGAUUUUGGUUCGACAUGCGAUCACCAGCUUAGAUCGUGAUUUGUCCAAGGUAAAGGCCUUGAUUACCUUAACUAUCGGAGCAGAAAUUUAUAACAUUGCUGGACGAGCUCUGUUGAAUUGUAUCCGAUUGUACCCCGCACAUAAUCGCGGCGAUGUCUGCAUGGAAUACAGUACAGUAUCUACCAAGCGAAUGAGACUGGUCCAAUCUCAUUUCACGAUAGUAGACAACAGCACCAACACGUCAGUGUAAGAGGCCGCUUGCGUUUGUUAUUAUCUCUCCGUAUAGCCAGACCACCAUAUCUCUCCCGAAAGAAUCUUCACAUGGAAUGCCCUGUAAGGAAAGCUAUAUGGUCGGUGUUAAGUCAAACCGGACUAAGUCGCAAAAUAUUAAAAAAUUAGAUAAUGAUAGAUAAAGCAUUAUUUCAACUACAUUCUACUUUUGUCAGAUUUGAAAUAUGUUAUAUUAAACAAGAAUUAUGGCAAAAUGAAUUUCGAAUUAUAACGUAAAGGGUACUGCGAUUCAAACUUUAAACUCGUUUUUCUCGAAAUCAAUAAAAUGUCACUUAGUCCGAUCUGACCUAAAACCGAUCAUGUGUGAGUGUAACAUCGCUGGGAGCAAGAAUUUCUUCACCCCAAGUAGCCGUUUGUGACCACAGCUGUGUAUGACUGGUAGAAAGGUCAACAUGGUUACUGUUCCAAAGACCGGUAACCUGCAGUUUGUAUGCACGUGAUAGUGAUUUUUACAGCAGCAUUUGGAGAUUUCCUGAAAGCAUCAGUACACGCCAUGAACGCCAUUCUUUGCAGAUGGUUCAGUUAGUGGUCAUUACCUCUCCCCUCUGCCACCAUACAAGGUAUCCGUGUGACAGUAUUGGACGUACAAUUGUGUAAAUCCAUUAGGUGACAGCACGGAUAUCGCGAGCUGUGAAUUCCGAUGUGAGACACGCGUCAAUAGCCUUAUUUGCAAGAAUGCAAGCACGAGGCAUUUCACGGUUAGUCAUGCCUGUCUUCUUGUAAGCAAUGAAGGUAGUGUUAAGUAACUUUCCAAUAUAGAAGUUUUCUUUAUGGAAGUACGGUUCUUGAACCAAUGCUAUGGAAGCUUUACAUUCCUGCAUAAGUCGAGGGAGAUACAUAGUCACUUCACGUUUAUGCUGGAGAUUGGUUUGUGCUAUUCUAACCAUUUUUGAUUAGAGAACUGUACUUUCCAUUACCGACAUAUAUUGCACAACAAGUAGAGGAGACCAUGUAAGUUGGCCUGUAAAAGAAUGUAUCGAGCCAUAUCCGGUUUAAAUGGGACACGCACAUAAUUUGAUUCCCACGAUUUGCGUAGAAAAUAGCGGCCCACUGUGACAGAGAUUCGCGAUACAUAGUAAGGGCAAAACCCAAAAUGCUCCGUGUGCGACUUGCAUAUUUUAGACCCUCUAGCUAAUAAGUCCUCGGCACGGAACUACACCUUGACUUAGGGAAUUCUGUUUUCAGUCGCUCCUACGACAUGGGAGCAGGAAGCCCCUGGCUUAAUUCUUGGCCUAAUUUAUUUAUUUAUUUAUUUAUUUAUUUAUUCUUAUUUUUCAUCUGACCUGUGUUGGUCUACAUGAAAUGUUUCUAGAAUGGGAAAAGCCCAUUUCAGGAUAUGCUUCAGAAGCAAUCCUGGCGUAAAAACCCAUCAUCUUUUCAAAAUUUUCACAGUUGAUUACAAUGAUUUUACACUACAAUUAAACUUAAUCACAUAGUACACAGUAUUGCAAGAACAAAAAUUACAAAUAUUACAAAAAUGGAAUCUUAAAAUCUAAGUCAACCUUCUUAGUCUAUUUUUGAAAACAUCACAAGAUACAGAAAAGUCAAAAUGGUCAUAAACACUAUUAAAAACAUUACACAUCGCCCUAAUGGGUUCGUUCUGACCAUACUCUGUGCGCUGAAAUUCCAGUCUUAAGAAGUUAUGCGAUCUGAGAUUUCUAGGGGGCACAUAGAUAUUUAUUUGUGAGAGAAUAUCUGGAGCAUCUAUUUGACCAGUUAAUAUCUUCCCAACAAAUACUGCUCUGAAUAUGUUCCGCCUUUUCGCUAGGGUUUCCAUAUCGAGCAGACGACAGCGAUCGAUGUACGGUGGUAGCUCUGCUGGGUUACGCCAUGGGAGGGUUCUAAGAGCAAAACGGAGGAAUCUUGCCUGCACUGCUCCUAUUCGGUUGAUCCAAAUGUUCGUAUAAGGACACCAAAUGGGUGCUGAAGCUUCCAGGACAGAUCGAACUAGUGAGAAAUAGAGUGCCCGUAAACAAUAUGGAUCAGUGAAUUCUUUGGCGAUUCUUAUAAUGAAGCCGAGGUUUCUAUUUGCCUGUGCUAUAACAUGAGAGUAAUGAUUUCUGAAUGUCAGUUGUGAGUCCAGGAGUACUCCGAGGUCUCUGAUAACUGUCAUUCUCUCUAGCGAUUCCCCUGAGAUGGUGUAGCUCCAGAGUAUUGGAUUUUUUCUGCGAGUAAAAGAUAUUAUGGAACAUUUGGCCACGCUGAGAGCCAGCAAGUUGCGACUACACCAAUUACAAAAAGCAUCUAAGUGUCGCUGCCAACUGGGGACAAAUCUGCGUUACUAGAAGAGGAGGAUGAUAUGCGUCACAGGCAAAUAAUGGCUCAAGGGCUUCUGAAACGGCGCAGUUAAUAGAAGCUUCUUCAUUUACGAACAGGAGAUCCAGGGUUCGAUUACGUCUGUUAUUUACGGUACACAUUUGCAGCAUGUUCAAUAUAGACAUUCCGUCCAAUAAGGCAAUACUCGCUCUCGAAAAGAUAGAUUCAGAAGGAUCUGGAAAGGCAUAACCGGAGGGUGUACUCUUCCAAAGAAGUCCUGGCUGAUUAUAGUCACCAAACAGUAGAUGAGCCAUGUUGGGUUGAAUGGAAGUUGCGAUGUCAAGUGCUGAGUCUAUGUGCUUCUGAAUAAUAUCUAUAUCACUUGCGGAAUCAGGGGGAAUGCAUACUACGCCUACACAAAUAUUAGUAUCGCGCCCGCGAAUAUCUACCCAUAGUUGUUCGAGAUCGUUACUAUCCGUUUUAUGUUUGGACGAGAGCCGGUUGGACACUGCAAUAAGCACACCACCACCACGUUUUUUCCCUGUACUGUCUGGAUCGCGAUCUUUACGGUAAACCGUGUACCUUGGGCCGAAUAACUGGAUCGAAUGGAUUUGAUCAUUCAGCCACGUUUCGGUUAGAACAAUGACAUCAUAUUCGGCCUCUGAAACAGCGACGAACAACUCGUCAAUUUUUGUGCGUAGUCCUCUCACGUUCUGGUAGUAGAUACUAAGUUGUUCCUCCUGAUAGUGUCCUGAUGGUUGAGCGGUAGAAAGACGAGCGGCGAUGGUGGUGGCGUCUGGCUGUAAUAGGGGUGGAUUUUCAGCGGGAGCAGCAUCUGUAUGUCCUACUUCGGAAGAACAUAUACAUUCAUUGCAUUUACCUGUGUAAACAAAAGCAGGAACUUCAAAUUGCUCUAAUUGUUUUAGACUGCUGUUAUCUGACCGGAGCAUAUCGUAGUCUCUGCUUUCAGAUUUUGUUGUCAACAUACAGGCGUCGGAGUUAGCUGAUCACGUCCGUUGGUAAGCUGCAAUUGUAGAUCUGACCGGGAAGGGUCGCUGCCAAGUUCCGUGGCAAGCAGAUGGGCGUCGGUGAUGGGUUCUAGCUGAUUGUGCCUAUCGGCAAGCUGCAAUUGUGGGUCUGGCCGGGAAAGGUCGCUGCUAUAGCAUACAAGUUCCUUAAUGCUAAACCAUCUCUGGGCCGGUUCGUUUGCACAAAUCGAAUUUUGUUAAUCGAAUUACAGCAAAACUUCACUGAAAGUCUCAGUCAACAAAAAUCCCGGUAGAGCCGAUCAUCACCGAAAAACAUUUCGGAUCGCUGCGUAAUGCAACAUACUGGGGAGUUCAACUGGCGCUUCCCUGGCUCUGUUCGCCGUUGAGAAUAUUUUGAACUCGCUCAACAAUUUUAACCAUAGUGCGGGUCGCAUGACACUAUGGAAUUGAGGUUCCUUGUUUGGUGGGUUUUUACCACCGGACCAGGUGGUCCGUAGUGUAAUUCUUAGUCGGCUGAAACAACCACUAACGACAUUAUCUAGGUAGCUCGGAGAAAGGAGCUGAUAUUGACGGACAGCUUCCGUAGAUGACCGAAUAGCCGGGGG
Topomyia yanbarensis is the source of this 13581-nucleotide messenger RNA. It is a transcript of the gene PIP5K59B, whose product is annotated as phosphatidylinositol 4-phosphate 5-kinase type-1 alpha. The coding region runs from base 979 to 4104 and encodes 1041 amino acids. Lineage: Eukaryota; Metazoa; Arthropoda; Insecta; Diptera; Culicidae. Gene Ontology annotation, molecular function: phosphatidylinositol kinase activity. The record is from RefSeq and is a predicted model, not a curated record. The transcript has 19 exons. Gene Ontology annotation, biological process: phosphatidylinositol metabolic process.